AUGGCAAGCGGCCUGAAUCCCACUUCUUCGUCGUCGUCCCAAGGCGACACGCCCACGUACGGUCGUCUUACCGCAGCCGAGCUCAUUGGUUCGUGCCCGGUGCUUGCGGAAGGAGGCACGAUGCUCGAAGACCCUGCGCCGUUCAAGCCGACGGUGCGCCACAUGUGGCCGCUUCUGCCGGGCCUCGCCAUCGUCGGCGCCUUUGCGUACCUCGUGUCGAUCAUCAUCACGGACAACUGCGUCGACUUGACCAUCUCCGAGGUCACGUACCGCGACAAUAACAUCCUUGGCGAGCAAUGCCGGGCCGUCGAGCGCGAGGUGCCGUGGCGCGAGCUCACGCGCAAGCUCCGCCGCUGCAGGCGCCACGAGUACUAUGACCCGCUGCACGACGACUGCCAGCGGUGCCCCGCGACAACGCCCCACGACCGAGUCUUUGCCGUCUUUUGGGAGACCCAGAAGGACUGCGCCCGCCUCGUGGAGGAAGUCAACACCAAGUAUGUGACGCACGUCUACUGGGCGUUUGCGACGCUGAGUAUGACGGGCGAAGUCUCGCAGUCGCUGCAGUUUUGGAACGACGAAGCGAUCAUGAACUGCAUGGCCGAACUGCGCAUGCGCUGCAUCAAGCAGCUCAUCAGUAUCGGCGGCGCCGAGAGCCGCGACUCGUUCUACGCCCUCCGCGAUGAAAAGUCGCUCGAGCUCUUCACUCGCACGUCGCUCUCGGUCGUCAAAAAGUUUGACUUUGACGGCAUCGACAUGGACGACGAGAGCGGGAACCAGCCGCAAGCUAGCUUCAAGUGGAAGGAGACGCAGGCCCCCGUCGUGUACAAGUACCUCUCGGCGCUGCGCAAGGGUAUGGACGCGAUGCAGGCGCCGGACGAGCCGCGCUACUUGCUGACGUGGGAUGAGUUUCCGACGAGCUUGGACGGCCAAGAAGGUGGGUACGUCGGCUGCAGCCUCGUCUCGGACGGUGGUUGGUUUCGCUGCUACGACAAGAAGAUCACGCCGCUCCUCGAUUGGGUCAACAUCAUGUUGUACAACAUCCCGUCCACGGACGGGUACGAGGCGAUGAUGAGUCGCCGCAUUCCGCAAAACUGGGUGCCCGCGAUUGGCGCCGACAAGCUCAUCAUUGGCGCCUGCAGCAGCCUCGGGUGCGUCGAGCCCGUGCCGCCGCCGGGCCAAUCGUACAAGAAUGCAUACAACGGCUCGGCCUUGUACAAAGGCGCUAUGCUAUGGAGUGCAACCAACGACGUCCUGUACGACGGCGGCCACACGAUGAGGACGAUGGGCCAAGCCGGCAACUACGGUGUCCGCAUGCCGUUCCGACCGCUUGACGUCUAG
Saprolegnia diclina VS20 is the source of this 1338-nucleotide messenger RNA. RefSeq lists its product as hypothetical. Lineage: Eukaryota; Oomycota; Saprolegniomycetes; Saprolegniales; Saprolegniaceae. Gene Ontology annotation, molecular function: hydrolase activity, hydrolyzing O-glycosyl compounds; chitin binding. The transcript has 9 exons. The coding region runs from base 1 to 1338 and encodes 445 amino acids. The record is from RefSeq and is a predicted model, not a curated record. Gene Ontology annotation, biological process: carbohydrate metabolic process.